UCCGAUCGCCUGCCUCCGUAUUUUUACCAAAUUCUAAAGCUGAAUAUUCUAGCUGUUUUCUUGUCAUAUCACGCAUUAUGGAGAAAGGGAAAUCGUCUUGGGAUAGCUCAAGAGUAAGGCUUCGGACAGCGCAUGAAUCUUGGAUGACACAAAGGGCAAUUUUUGUAAAAGAGAGUGGAAUAAGAAGCAACUACGACGAAGAAUUUGCGCAUCAUCUCUUGCGGCAACAUGGUGCGAUGUGCACUAGUAUAACCAAACCAUGUACCCCUUCCGCCGAACUAUCAGGGCGGACAAGAGGCACCGCCGGCACCAGCGAUGCUGUGAGUGUGAGUGGCUCUGCCUCGAGCUCUGGCUCUGCCCCUGGGCUUGGCUGUGUCACUGAGAGUGGUGGUGGUAGAUCUAAUUCUGAUGUUGGAGCUCAACCUCAACUUCAAGUCGCUGAGCCACCCCAGGCUCAAGUUAUUAGGGAUCCUCCUCGACUCACUCCUAUAAAGAUCCGGAGUGAACCAGCCCACCGAUCACAGCAUGCCGAUGCAAUGCAGGAAGAACCAGCCGGUCCUUCAAUUCACUUUGCCCCUGCUGUCAGCUCUACACCAAAAGAUGUAGCUCCAUCUGACGAACCCACUGAAGGUUGUAUUUUCCCUGCACCUGCAGCUUCUGGUUUGUCUAAAUCCAGUUCAAGGAAGAAAUUGUUUGCCUCUGUUCCUCUGCUAGAUCAUACAUACUUCAGGGAACCCUUAGACUUUCCAGAUUCAGACUCGGAGGAUAGUUUGAAUUAUGAAGAAUUUCCUGCUGAGAAUGCACAGAUAACAUCAACUGUACCACAGCAAGGAGUGGAUCGCGCAGAAGACACUCCAGAAUAUGUGUUUGAGGAACAUUUUCUGGAUGGCCUGGAUGUCAACGUUUUUGACCUAAAUCUUGGAGCUGAGGAAGAUGUUGAGGAUUUCACUGGAGAAGAGGACAGUACUGAAGAAGAGGAUGAGAUAGAAGCAAGAGCACACAUCAGUGCACCGAAGUGCAUCGCUUAUGUGGAUCGACUGGUAGAUUUGUUAAGAAACAUUCAUGGGGAGCGAUGCAAAAAGUGCAAUUCAAGGCUCCAAUACAACACUGUGCAGAAAGGAACAGCUCUCCUAGUAAAAUGGGAAUGUAAGAAUCGUCAUGGAAGUUCGUGGAGUUCCCAACCGAAAUUCCGUGGCAUGUUUUCUGGCAACCUCCACGUAUCAGCCUCACUUUUAGCAUCUGGGAACAGUUUCCAGAAGAUUGCAACAAUGGCAAAGUUUACGAACUUGUACUUUCUAUCGAGGACCCAUUUUACUAACAUCCAGAAAUUGUAUGUUGCGCCAGCAAUCAACGAGUUCUACGCAAAGAAACAAGAAGAACUAUUUGAGAUGUACAGGGGGCGUGAUGUGGUUCUGUCUGGUGAUGGUCGUGCAGAUUCUCCAGGAUACAGCGCGAGUAUGAUGACAUACUCCUUCUGUGAUGAGGAGGAGAAGAAGAUACUACAUACAACAACUGUACUUGUGCAGGAGGCAGGGGGUAAAUCGCCAAACAUGGAGCGAAUAGGCUUUGAGCGGGGCCUAGACUAUGUGAAGAGCAAGAUUAAUGUCACCUGUGUUGUCACGGAUGCCCACCCACAGAUAGCCGCACUAAUGAAACGAACAAAAAAAUAUGAGUCAAUCCAACAUCAAUGGGAUAUAUGGCACGGGUGCAAGAACUUGAUGAAAAAAGUGAGCAAUGUGUCGCAGCAGAAGGGAUGCGAAGAUCUUCAGCCAUGGGUACCAAAGAUAUCGAACCACUUUUGGUACUCUGCCAAAACAUGCGACAGAGAUGUGGCAAAACUUGCUGGGAACCUGAAUGGGAUGCUGCAUCAUAUAGUUGAUGAGCAUGAGUGGCUUUUCACUACUGAUGACAGACCGGGAAUGUGUCAGCAUGGAGAGCUCAUGGAAGAGAGGGAAACGGCUUGGUUGAAACCAGGGAGUACCCCUCACGUUAAACUGUAUGACAUACUUCAUGACAAGCGGUUCAUGAAGACACUAAAGUACUAUACUGAUUUCAGGCAUACUGGUAGCUUGGAAGCUUUCCAUUCGACACUCCUCAUGUACGCUACAAAGCGAAGUUUCUUCACAAUGGUAGGCUACAUCAGCAGAGUGAAGCUUGCUGUCCUCGACACUAACUUUCAUGCGAACAGGAAGCAAGCCACAACCAAGGAUGGCAAGUUAAAGUGGAGAAGGAAGUACAACAAACGCUCCAAGAAGUAUGUGGUUGUUCCGGUUCCAGAGCCCAAAUCGUAUGCCUACAUGCCUGAUCUCAUCACUGCCAUCUACUCAAAGCGAGCAACAACACCUGGUCAUAUUUCCCAGCACGUUUCCAUGGCGGAAGAUGAUCCUAGACGUGUCCAUCCCACCAUCUCGAUGAAGAGGCCAGAACCAACGGAAGAGCUUGUAGUCAAGCAUCAGAGCCGCUUUGCAUUGAAUGAGCAAUGCCCUGGAGAUUAAAUUGGAGUCUUGUUAGCACUGCUGAUUCCAUUUUUCUCCAUACAACUAUUGACUUGAAAUAAACUUCAUUGGUUGAUAUGCAAGUAAUUUUUUGCCUGUGCUACACAUUUGAAAUAUCUGAAUUGAUUUUGAGGAAGACAGACUCAAAUUAAUUUCUUCAUUGUUCACAGGAUCCUUGUCACAUUUUAUGAAUUUUUCAUUCAAAUUGUUUUUUUUCAUAUUCUCUUCAAUUAAGACUGCAUUGUAAUAGUAUUUUUAUUGAAGUGUUUUCAUUUACAAUUUAAAGUGUCAAAUUAGUUUCAAAUUUAACCAUGUCUCAAGUGCUCCUUGUCAAGCCAAGUUUGUUCUUGUCAAACUGCCCCCCCACUUCCAGAUUU
Molecule: messenger RNA, 2872 nt
Organism: Lytechinus variegatus (green sea urchin)
Lineage: Eukaryota; Metazoa; Echinodermata; Echinoidea; Temnopleuroida; Toxopneustidae
Exons: 5
Coding region: 78-2495 (805 amino acids)
Source: RefSeq, a predicted model, not a curated record